AUGUCUUUCUCUCAAUCAUCCUUCAACAUCACACUCGAAAACCGGGGUGGCAAGAUUUUUCUCUCAUGUGAGGCCGAAAGCGAGUCAGGCAACGUGAGAUAUACCGAAAUUGAACUCGAUGAGAAGAUUGGGAAUAAUGGUGGUUUCUUUGGGCCAGGGUCGAAUUUCACCCAGACUGCAAGAAACGUCCAGUUGGAAUUCGACGGUCACGUCCCGUGUCUGAAGGCCGAAUUUCAAAUGAGUAGUGGAAACUAUCGCGACCGUAUGGAGAGCAUAAACCUCGACGAGUACAUUGGUAACGAUAACGGUAAUCUGGUCUGGAAUGUGUGA
Aspergillus nomiae NRRL 13137 is the source of this 330-nucleotide messenger RNA. RefSeq names its product CVNH domain-containing protein. Bases 1 to 330 code for a protein of 109 amino acids. The transcript is spliced from 3 exons. The record is from RefSeq and is a predicted model, not a curated record. NCBI's taxonomy places the organism in Eukaryota, Fungi, Ascomycota, Eurotiomycetes, Eurotiales, Aspergillaceae.